Messenger RNA from Kluyveromyces lactis, 603 nucleotides. RefSeq names its product DNA-directed RNA polymerase II subunit RPB4 (gene RPB4). The record is from RefSeq and is a predicted model, not a curated record. The transcript has a single exon. Gene Ontology annotation, biological process: mRNA export from nucleus in response to heat stress; nuclear-transcribed mRNA catabolic process, deadenylation-dependent decay; positive regulation of translational initiation. The coding region runs from base 1 to 603 and encodes 200 amino acids. NCBI's taxonomy places the organism in Eukaryota, Fungi, Ascomycota, Saccharomycetes, Saccharomycetales, Saccharomycetaceae. Gene Ontology annotation, molecular function: nucleotide binding; translation initiation factor binding. Gene Ontology annotation, cellular component: RNA polymerase II, core complex; P-body.
AUGAAUACAUCUACAUCCACUGUUCAAACCAAGAGACGUGGGUUGAAGAAGUUUGUUGAAGAAGAGAAUGCUGCCACUUUACACUUGGGAGAAGAGUUUAAUUUGAAGCAAAUCAACCAUCAGGGGCAGGAGGAAAACCUAGUGGCUUUAAAUUUGAGUGAGUCUCGUUUGAUUAUAAAGGAAACGCUACAGAACCGUCGGAAAUUAUUCAAGACAUGGGCAAGCAAUGGUGCAUCAAAUAAGGACGAUGACAUGGAUGAUGAAGAUAACGUCAAUGUGCAUACCCAAACACAGGAGAAAGAGUUACAGGAUAUAGAUAGAUUGCUUGAACAGACCACUGGUGGACAGAAUCAAGCGUUGAAGCAGACCAUGAUAUACCUAACGAAUUUUUCACGUUUCCGUGAUCAGGAAACAGUAACCGCUGUAUCACAGCUUUUAUCAUCCACAGGGUUGCAUCCAUUCGAAGUGGCGCAAUUGGGUUCUCUAUCGUGCGAAGAUGCAGAUGAAGCCAAGACUCUAAUUCCAAGUUUAGGAACCAAGAUAUCUGACGAAGAUCUAGAAAGAAUCCUAAAGGAAUUAUCGAAUUUGGAAACUUUAUACUAA